GACGGCGAGAAAUCUUACCAAUUCCACGAGGAAGACCCGUUCUGCCGUUCUUUAAUAUUCACGAAAUUUGCAGGGAUUAAAAUCUUAACUUUGUAAGCUCGAAGGAAGCCCUCUUCUUCCAUCUGUCUGUGCAGUUCAUCAGAGUAGUUUAUGAAAUUUUGAUGAUACGAAAACAUUGUGCCAUUUUUUGUUUUUAAAAGAUGUAGUGUUUUUGGAGUUGACCGUAGAAAUGAAUAGUUCUGCAGUAUACAAGAUUCACAAUCUAACGAAAGAGGAAUAUUUUCCCAUUAUUUGGUUAUAAAUGUGUUUCUCGUUAUGGAAGCAAUAGUGAGAUUAAUGAGAACGGACAUACGCAUAUUGUGAAUAUUCCGGAAACAGUUUUUAUAUGUGGAAGGAAACCACGUAACAAGUGCGCGUUACUUUCACUUUCAUCAUUGCGUAAUUGCUUUGAAAGUAGUGACGUCUUGGUUAUAAAAUAACGAGACAUAUAAGAAGAUUUAUGUAGUAUCGUUUUCAACAGGCGAUUGCUCAAAACUUGUGGAAACCAUUUAAUCUAUAUUGUUGGGUGAACAAAGUAGUUGUUUUCAAAGUUUAUGGGAAUAUCAUAGAAUUACAAAGGAAACGGUUUGCGUAAAUCAAGAAGUGUAGAAGAGAAAAAUAAGCAAUUGAUCCAAAAUUUUCCUCCCACUCGUGGGUGAUGUUAAAAUACGGAAUCGAUUCCGAAUGUUUGAAAAGAGACAUAGCCGUCGGAAAUAUCUCAUUUACAAUUGUUAAACACUUUGCUAUGUACAAACUAGUUUCGAUUCAUGAAUGAAAUCAGCAAUUCCGUCGCAAACAAAAGUCAUAAAAUACCCGCAUUUGUCUGAUACUAGAUUCUUCAUAGAAAAUAAUUGAUUAUUCAUAUAACGUGUUCAAAGACAAUAUUUAGAUUUCUCCCACUUAUUAAAAUUUUUGUAUAUCUUUUGAUGUUUUUGCUUUGUUCGCUAGAUUUAUAUGGAAAAGUUACACAUUCACGUAUGUACCCUUAUCAAAUCGUCACUAAAUAAAUUAAGGUGAGAAAGAAAUUCACCUUUUGUAUCAUGAACGAUUCUUUUAUUUAAACAUAUUUUAACCUAUGACGCAGGAUUUAAAGAUAGAAAUAUGUACACAAGUCAGAUGUAUGAAUGAAGAGUACGGACAAUAUAAGAAUCUUUAACGUUGCGAUAAGUUAAGUGAGGCAAUCUAAUAACUCAAAAAGAAAAACACCUAACCUAAAUCACUCCAAUUUACCAACAAACAAGCAAUUGCAACAAUUUAAGGCGUGCGCCGCUUCACUGAAGCCAAUCGAAAUUCGUUGCGCGACUCCGUGGGCGGAGCUUACUCAUUGAGGCUUAGGGGUUAAUAGGAGACAAAUGGUUUCUCUUGCAUGUCGCCGAUAGGUUCAUUCAUAUGAUAUCAAUUCGACUGGCUACAACUAAGAUAAUUGUCACUUUGAAUUAUCAUAAGUUAUUGACAAUAGUGAAGGAUUUAUAAAUACCGGGAAGUUUUCUAAAAUACUUCACACUUCGAAAAGAACAAGGCAUACUACUAUUUCAUUGAUGACUGAUGGGAACUAGAAGUAAGGACUUCACAACUUGGUGAGAGGGUGAAUACACAAUGAAGAGUGGACCAAGUUAAAGAACAAUUAUUUCAUGGCUGAUAAUCUUCAUUUCUUCUAGAGGAUAUAUUAUUUUCUCUGCGAAGACUUUAUCGGACAAGGCACUUCACAAUAUAAAAGUGACAUUGGUGUCCGAGUUUGAAGAAUGACUCGACUGGACGUGCUGUCGCUUGUAUUGGGAGUUUAUGUACUAUUACACCUCACAUCAGUUGCCGAUAGUAUCAGAUGGCUCUCGUUAGCGAUGUCUUCAGGUGCUGUAGCCUCGGUUGGGGCUGAGAACUACUGUGACUCUUUGGUUGGGUUGGUGAAGCGACAGAGAAGGAUCUGCAAGAAGAAUUUAGAAGUGAUGGAGAGCGUGAAGCUAGGUGCUCAUGAAGCCAUACAGGAAUGCCAAUACCAGUUUAAGAAUAGACGCUGGAAUUGCAGCAUGGUGGAUCCGAAAUCACUCUUUGGGAAUGUGUUAAAAUUAGGAACAAGAGAAACAUCUUUUGUGCAUGCGAUAUCAGCAGCGGGUGUCGCUCACGCCGUGACCCGGGCGUGUUCCAGUGGGAAACUUACAAAAUGUGGCUGUGACCGAACUGUGAGAGGACCCAGCAAGGACGGGUUCGAAUGGUCUGGUUGCUCAGACAAUAUUGCGUAUGGGAUUGCUUUUUCCAAAACAUUUGUCGACGCUAGAGAGAAAAAGUCAAAGAAAAGUGGAAAAAAUGCAGGAAGAAGAUUAAUGAAUUUGCACAACAAUGAAGCAGGUCGCUUGGCAAUUGAACAAAAUAUGAAAGUAGACUGCAAGUGUCACGGUGUCUCGGGGUCAUGUGAGCUGCGGACGUGUUGGAGAGCAAUGGCACCCUUCAGGAAAAUAGGGGGACUAAUUAAAGAGAAGUUUGAUGGAGCAACGGAAGUGAAGUCUGUCAUGACAAAAAAUCAUCCAAGACUCAUGCCUACAAAUCCACAGUUUAAGCCGCAUACAAAAUACGAUUUAGUUUAUCUGGUGGCGUCUCCAGACUUUUGCGAACCCGAUCCAAAAACAGGUUCGAUUGGAACCAAAGGUCGCGUGUGCAAUAAGACAUCGAAAGCCAUCGACGGCUGUGAACUAAUGUGUUGUGGAAGAGGGUAUGAAACGCGAAGGCGCAAAGUAGUGGACAGGUGCUUCUGUAAAUUCCAUUGGUGUUGCUUCGUCACGUGUCAAGAAUGUGAAAGAGAAAUUGAAGAGCAUACUUGUAAAUGAGCGCAAGAAAACUAUACUCAUCUCAAGACUAAUGUGAAAUCCUUUCUAGACAUUAAAUUUAAUGCCUUUUACUGAAAUCCCGCCAAAAACUCUUUUAAUCAAGAGAUAGGAAUGGCAAACUAAGUUGAAUUGUUGUCGCCAAGAUAACAAUGUUCUCUAUGCAAGAGAAAGCACAAAAACUGUUCGCUGUUGUGACAAAAUUUUCUAUGCAAGAGAAAAGCAGAAGAGCCAAGAAAUAAUUCAUUGGACAUUGCCAUCCCAAAUGAGAAACGUGACAACUGUUGUAAUGAACUCGACGGAGAUGGUUCAUUAUCCAAAUCCAAAAACAGUGUAAUGUCCAAAUACGGAACUGUGCAUAGUGCAUACUACAGACCAAGAUGGCGGACGUCGCCACAAUUCAGUGCUGCAUGGGUUCAGGGGGUACUAAUACUCAUCACGACGUCAUGGGGACAGAACGAUAGUGUGAUGGUGUGAUAUAGGGAUCCUGUAUUUGACAUAUGCCUUUUCGAUACCUCAUGUCAUUUUCAUUCAGUAGAUAUUUUAUUACUCCUUAUUGUUCAUAUCUACUCAUAUACCCAUCUAUUAUUAUGUAAUAUAUUAUUUAUGAAAACAAUUCCAGAAUAUAUCCCCCAACGCCCUAUAUUUGCGAAAGUGCUACCCACCGGCAUUUAAUUUUGCCUCUCUCUUGCCUUCUUUUAAUUUUCCAGAAGAAAAGUUUAUAAAUCCCCUGAAUACUCUUCAGUUUUGGUUAAUAUAAUUAUUUCACAAUGUGACUAUAAUUUUUCCUUUAUAAAGAUUUAGGCUUUAUUCACAUACAUUAUUUAUUUAUAAGAAUCAAAACUAUGUUUUUGUUGAUAUUGUAAAUAUGUAAAAUGCAAUACAAACCAAUUGUGAUAUUAGUGUACAUGUCUCACGAGUGACUGAACAAAAAAAUAAACAAAGAAAACACUA
Molecule: messenger RNA, 3809 nt
Organism: Ostrea edulis (European flat oyster)
Lineage: Eukaryota; Metazoa; Mollusca; Bivalvia; Ostreida; Ostreidae
Product: protein Wnt-4-like
Exons: 4
Coding region: 1782-2858 (358 amino acids)
Biological process (GO): canonical Wnt signaling pathway; multicellular organism development; neuron differentiation
Cellular component (GO): extracellular region
Molecular function (GO): cytokine activity; frizzled binding
Source: RefSeq, a predicted model, not a curated record